Messenger RNA from Ambispora gerdemannii, 933 nucleotides. The record is from the annotation of a GenBank genome assembly. Lineage: Eukaryota; Fungi; Glomeromycota; Glomeromycetes; Archaeosporales; Ambisporaceae.
AUGGCAAUUUCCAAAUUUUCAAUCCGUAAAAUUUUCACUGUUGGUUUAGUCGCGCUGUUGGCAUGUGGCGAAUUGCUUACUUAUGCGGCUCCCGCACAAAAUAGUGAUACUUCCCCGGAAUCAUCGUCGUCGUCGUCGGCACCAACAACCCUAGUGUCGACUGAAGACAAAGCCCAAUUCAAAAUUUGGGUAAAAUAUGCUAGCGCCGCGUAUUGUAACGUUGAGGGAUGGAAUUGUGGUUCUGCUUGUCGAGGAGAAACUGCGCAAACACGUUUAAUUCGAUACUUUGAUGAAACGGUGAAUAAAGCCUAUGUUGCCGUUAAUGAUCAACAGAAAGCAAUUGUCGUGGCAUUUCGGGGUACUGCUGAUGUUGAUGGAUUCUUAGAAGACUCGCAAUUUCUUUUCACCGAUUAUCCUGGAGCUGAAGGCGCCAAAGUCCAUGCUGGGUUCCUAAACAUUUUCCAAAAUACUAACAAAAACAUUACGAAUUUGGUGAAAGAAAUUGUCCCAAAAAAUCCCGGGUAUAAAGUGGUUUUGACUGGUCACAGUCUUGGUGGAACGAUGGCCGUUUUUCAGUUAUUGGAAUUUGUCAGCAUUCCUGGGCUUUCUCGCGACAACCUAUUCGUUUACACUUAUGGUGAACCGCGUAUAGGUAACGACGUCUUUGCGAAAUAUGUCGAGAAGCAAGGAAUUAAUAUUUUCCGUAUCGUCAACAAGAACGAUAUUAUUCCUCAUGUACCGCCGAAAGCGCUUGCGUAUAUUCAUCAUUCACCAGAGUAUUGGCUUCAACCAAAAAAUAAUACAAUGGUGAAAUGCCCAGUCGCCGAAGACAUAAACUGUAGUAACUCAGUGGUGCCAAAUAUCAAUUUAAUCAAUCACUUUAAUUAUUUUGAUACAGCAUUCGUGCUUACAUGUCUUGUCAAAAAAUCCUAG